Messenger RNA from Lycium ferocissimum, 1132 nucleotides. RefSeq lists its product as uncharacterized. The record is from RefSeq and is a predicted model, not a curated record. The coding region runs from base 145 to 1023 and encodes 292 amino acids. The transcript has a single exon. Lineage: Eukaryota; Viridiplantae; Streptophyta; Magnoliopsida; Solanales; Solanaceae.
UAAGUUCCUAUCUUUAUGUCUUAACCCCUUUAACUUCUCCCUCUAUAUAUAACCAAACCCUCAAUCAUAUCUUUUCCUAAAUUAAACCUUUAAAACAUACUUCAUUUCAUUUUUCACAAAAACUGAAGCAACAAGAAAAAAAAAAUGUCUGGAAAUAUCAGAAUGAAGAGAUUUACUGACCCGUUUAGUUACCUCAGCAGCGGCAGCGAACACAGCGCUGAUAACGACGUCGUUUCGCCAAGCUUUUCAGGUCUCAUUUUUGGUUACCCUGAUGACGUGGAAAAUGAUGAUGAUAAUAAUAAUAAUAAUUCCGAUACUACUACUGAGCUAGACGAGCAUGUAUUUAAUGAAUCAGUUGAUGUUUCUGAUGAAGAAGAAGACUUUUCGCACGUGAUUUUUCAUCAAAGCGAUACAGAUUUGUUUCGUAACGUGCUUUAUUCACACGUUUACAAAGCGCUAGAAGUUUUUUCAUGUUUGAAAUCGACGAAUAAAUCGGUUUUACGAAGGAAUGUAAUGAUUUUUUUAAGAGAUUCAGGUUAUAAUGCAGCUAUAUGUAAAGCAAAAUGGGAGAGUUCAGGUGGACUUACAGCUGGAAAUUACGAAUUCAUCGACGUUGUGAAAUCGGAUCAAAAAACUCGUUACUUCAUCGAUUUAGAUUUCGCAUCUGAAUUCGAGAUCGCGAGACCGAUGAAGUUUUACGAGAGGUUGUUAAAGUCUCUGCCGAAUGUCUUUGUCGGACAAAUCGAAGAAUUAAAACUUAUAUUGAGGAUAAUGAGCAAUGCCGCAAGGCGAUCGUUGAAGAGUAGAGGAUUACAUAUUCCUCCUUGGAGGAAACACCGUUUCAUGCAAAAUAAAUGGCUCGGUCCGUACAAACGGACGUCAAAUCACGUCCCGUUAGGAAACACUGCGGCGUUAUUGUUGCCGCCGUUAAAGCAGGCAAACGCCGUGAAGUGUAGAUCUGUUGGCUUUGAUGCUGCCGUUAACGGUGGUUUUUGGUUACCGGCGGUGAGACGGACGAGAUGACUUAAUUUUAAUUAUAUAUUAGCAUUAGGAGUUUUUUUUUUUGUCGCUUUGUGUUAACAAAGAAAUGUCGUUUUGUUACCAUUGUGAAAGAGAUAAAAUGAUUAUCCUA